Molecule: messenger RNA, 3884 nt
Organism: Procambarus clarkii (red swamp crayfish)
Lineage: Eukaryota; Metazoa; Arthropoda; Malacostraca; Decapoda; Cambaridae
Source: RefSeq, a predicted model, not a curated record
CACCCAACAGGCCACGAGCGGCGACGGUCAAUCCGGAUGUGCGAGAACCAACCCCAGAAGUCAACAUUGGUGUCCUGUGGCACACUGUGCUCAGGUAGUGUUCACCUGCUGCAGGUGGUGGCCGCUGAUAAUUAGAUUGCAGUACAUCUAACCUACUACGCAGUAAUGUUGACCCCAAAAUUUGAAGCUACUCAAGAUGAUAGUCAUCUAACUGUGAAAAUCUUUGCUCCAUACUCCCGAAUUUCUGAUGCAGAAAUAGACAUCGAUGGGAAGUCUUUCACAUUUUACUCGUCGCCAUAUUAUUUGCGACUCACAUUUUCAAGUAAGCUGGUUGACAGUGAACUUGAAAAGCACACGGCAACAUUUGAUGCAGAUAGUGGUGCAUUUGUGGUUGUGUGCGAAAAGGAAACUCCAGGCGAGCACUUUAGCAAUUUGGAUAUGCUGACUACUCUGUUGACACCACAUGGAGCUACUGGAGUAAAUAAACCCCUAAUUGAGGUGGUUGGUGAUGAUGGUGGUGAUGGUGAUGACGAGGAGGAGGAGGAGGGAGAUGAUGAAUUUAAUUGGAUUUAUGAACAAACACUACCAGAGGACAACCCAGUGACAGCAGGUCACAAAUAUGGUUUUGCUAAUAAUACCACGGGAGUCUUCACUACUCUUCAGGUUGCAGCCAGUUCUCAACUUGGCGUUGAGGAACGAGUGGUGGCCGCCUCUCGGAGUGAAUUGAAAGGUGUAGUGGAUGUUGUUGACCCAGACAACAAGUCUGUAUCCCAGAGAAGAGAAGAAAAGAUCACUCAAGAGCUGACUCUAUUUGAUGAAGAUCAUUACUUGGCUGACUACUUUGAAGUUGACACAGCUCAGCAGUGUGUCGAGUUCAUCCCUGAAUUCUACAGCAUUACCAGUGACGAAGUGGAGCUUAGUGAUGAAGACAAGGAGGACUUGUUAAAAUUGCCUCGUAAGGAACACCUUUUGGAUAAAGAAGCCAAGUCUGUGGUAUACCUGGAACUUGUGGAUAUUGUGUAUGCCUGGUGCUAUAAUCAUCGAGUCACCCUUGGAGAAAAUUGUGCAGAAUCUGCAUGGAAUGUUGCCAAGUUAAGCUCAACUCUGUCUUGGUUAGAUUCUUUCAACCACCUGAAAGAUGUUGCCAUCAACAGUGUGCGUCGAUCUCUCGUAUUCCCUUUAGUGAGAAAUUGGCUUCUAUCCGAGGAGGUUCUGAAAGAUACGUCACAGAUUCUGUCAUUAGGGCACAAGAAAGUUCUGAAGUGCUUAUUGGAAAUCCAGAGGUUCUUCAACCUUUCAGAACCAAGAUACUUACUCAACCAGUUGUACAUCACAGAUUAUUGUGUUUGGAUACAAAAAGUAAAAGAUAACAAGCUAAUGAGUCUUGCAGAUUCUUUGAAAAAGGUGAAAGUGAACAAGAGUGAUGUAUGCCUUGACUUGGAAGAUCUGGAAGUUGCUGCCCAUUAUGUUUUGGAAGAGGAAGAAAAUGAUGCUCUGUCAUCCACAGAAAACGUCAACAACUUGGUUACAGGCUUUGGUGGAUUGACCAUCAUUGAAAAUGGGGCAGCUUUAAAAGGGAAUGACAAUGAAGAGGCUCCAGUGCAGAGGGCUGCCCUUCUCUCAAACAGAGAAGGGUUAUCUCAUUUGAGUGAUAGCGAUUCUUCUAGUAGUGACAGUGAUAGUGAAGACACUGAUGACUCCCCAUCCUCAUCAGACAGCAGUGAUUCUAGUGAUGAUGAUGAUGAUUCAAGCGAAGAUUCGGAUAAAGAAUCGUCAUCAGAUUCUUCAGAUUUGGAUUCUGAUGAUGACACCUUAUCAGACAAUGAAGAUGAGUAAGAUUUGUACACAUAACUAUACCUCUAUAUUAGUUACUUCUUUACCCCUUGGAAUCAUUAUACUGUAGUUAAGCCUUUAUUCCGCCAUAUAAUUUGCUUGAAAUAUUAAUGGGCCUUAAAGUUUGUUCAAAUGGCAGGGUGUUAGCACUUUUGAAAAGCUAAGUAGAGCAUAUAAAUGUAAUUGAUGCUACUAAUGUUUAGACUUCCCCUUAAAAUUUGUGUAAAUAAAGGAUAAAUAGAACAAAAACAUCAUAAAUACAAAAUGGAUUUGAGAUUCAUUGCAAUAAAGUGGUAACUGAUGUCCAUAUUGGAAUGAAUAGUUACGAUCAUUAUUUCUAAUAUGUUGGAAAUGAUGGUUUCUUGCCAGAAGUACUUAUACAUACAGUUUCCAUAGACAAGUUGAUAAAUUGGAGAGAAAUUGAUUCUUCAUUAGCAGUACUGUAUGAGGAUAUGAUGGGCUUUUGAAUAUUUACCAGACUGCAUAGUUGGUGGCAGUGAGAAUGUGUACAGGGAAGAAUAGUAGUAUGGAAAACAAAUUUUCUUUGAAGAAGGUUAAAUGGGAACCUAAAGCAAACGGUUUAAUUUGCAGGUAAUGCAUAUCCAACAUGAAUUAUAUAUUUAAUACUUGUGCAGUCUGAAUGUUAAAUUUCUGGCAGACUCGUAAAAUACUGAUUACAGUACUGUAUUUCUAUUACAUUUUUUUCUUGUUAGGGACAGGGAGCCUGUACUUUGGCUUAUUGAGGUCUUUAUAGACCAACUGCUGACCUUUUCCAGGGUGCAGCUCACAAAGUUGCCCAACUCCCUGGUGCCUAUGUACUGUUUUUUAAUUUUUCAUUUAUUAUGCAUUCCUUACUCAUCUUGUGGGUGGUGGUGGUGGAAAGGAUAGAAAUACAUAAUGGGUUACCCCCACACUUCAUUUAGCCAAGCAAGUAACAAUCUGUGGGGAUAGUUAAAAAAAAAUUAUCGCACACAAUAAUUAUAUACAGUAAGUACACAUACACAUACUGUACACAUAUACAUUUAUCACUUGUCGUUUUAUACCAUGUGUGAUUUAGAAGUGGCCCACAGUAGUCCUAAAAGGCAGUUUACAUUUACACAGUGUCGAUUAAAGUUACUAGUCUUGCUCCACACCCACGCAACUGAGCGGCAGCUUUACAGUCGUGUGCAUGCUGGCCCUACAGUAAGCAAACUUCGGGUAUUUGGCUAAGAUUCUUGGCAAUACAUCAUUAUGAAUGAAGUACAGUACUAUACACAUUUCUUGAACACUAUUAAUGGUGUUUUCUCUGAAUUCUGUGGUGGUCUUUAUGAAUGCAGUAUUGUUUAUUGUUGUUGGCAUUAUUGUGGGGGCACUAAAUCUAAUGCCCUCACAUGAACAUAAUGGUAUGGUUUUCACUUUAGGUGUAAUGUUUAUUUUUUUAUAGAUAAAUGUUCUUAAUAUAGUUUAUGUACUUAUAAAGCAUUGUGCAGCUUUUGUUGGGGGUUCUACAUGCUAAUUUCACUACGCAACACAUAAGCAGUCACCAUUUGCAUUAAUAAGCAUGUGUGCAAAGGAAGAGGAUUUUCCAUAGCAGGAACAUGAGUUAGAAAUUAGGCAAGAAACAAUAGAUGUGCAGAAGUGGGAAAAAAUAAAAGGAGGGGGGUGGGGAGGAAAUGUACUGGAGUAUUUAUUAAAAUGACAGAGAAAAGGUUGCACAAUAUUAAGCACCACUGCAGAGUAUCUGAAUGUGGGAAUGGUAGGUUAGGAAAAUGGUUCUACUGUACUUGGUUUGCUCUUGUGCUGGUGCUUCCACAGGUAACCCAAGACAACCAAUUGACUUCCUUAGAAAGCAUAACGUGUAAUAAUCGGACUUCACAGCAACGGCUGUUGUUAUCUGAUGUAAUGUUCGUAUAGUAUUAAUAACUCGUGUUCAUAUUGUUUUAACUUUGAUAUAAUAUAGUUGUUAUUUGAUCAUGUUAAAUAUGCAAAAUGUAGAGUAGCAAAAGAUUUUUAUAUUUUUCAUAACAUGUAAAAAAUGUGUGUUUUUCAUAAAAUAACAUUAAUUAUGUAAC